Neltuma alba is the source of this 711-nucleotide messenger RNA. RefSeq lists its product as uncharacterized. NCBI's taxonomy places the organism in Eukaryota, Viridiplantae, Streptophyta, Magnoliopsida, Fabales, Fabaceae. The record is from RefSeq and is a predicted model, not a curated record. The coding region runs from base 1 to 711 and encodes 236 amino acids. The transcript has 2 exons.
AUGGCGAUUCCCUGGAUUUGUGAAAGGCUCAUUGAAACUGAUCCAAACACAAGUGCUCGAUGGGAAGGGUUGGAUACUAAUGCAUAUGAUGCGGACAAUGAACUGUUUCCAUUAGCAUAUGCUAUAGUUAGUGGGGAGACAUAUGAUGAUUGGGCUUGGUUUCUCCAGAACGUCAAAGACAUCACAAGAUCAGUGGAGACAAUGAUAGUUUCAUAUCAGAAUAAUGCCAUUAUAGGUGCUGUGCGAACAAUAUUUGGUGGCGAGAGACAUGCUUUUUGUUAUAGGCAUGUGAAAGAAAAUUUUAGUGCACAUUAUUUAAAAAUUAACCGAGGCAGGGGACGAGUUUCAGGUACUUCAAAGGACGUUGCAUUGAAAAUGCUGGAUGGAAUCGCCUAUGCAAGGAUUGAGGAUGAAUAUGUUGCUGCAAUGGGGAAACUUAGAUCAUUCUGUCCACAAUUAGCUGAUUGGGUUGACACUCAAGGAGAUGUAGAUCGGUGGGCUUUAAGCAAAUUCCCGUUUAAACAAUGGGAUAACAUCACCACUAAUGUUGCGGAGUCGUUUAAUGCCUGGAUUUUGAAGGAGAGGAAGCACAAUGUGUCAGUUCUCAUACAUGAGCAUAUGGAGAAAUUAGCCAAGAAGAUGGUUGCAAACAAAAUGGCAAUGGAAAAUUGGACAAAUGGCGUUGGGCCAAAUAUUGAGUCCAAGUUGUAA